This is a messenger RNA of Manis pentadactyla (Chinese pangolin), 2329 nucleotides long. It is a transcript of the gene PDK2, whose product is annotated as pyruvate dehydrogenase kinase 2. Lineage: Eukaryota; Metazoa; Chordata; Mammalia; Pholidota; Manidae. Gene Ontology annotation, cellular component: mitochondrion. Gene Ontology annotation, molecular function: pyruvate dehydrogenase (acetyl-transferring) kinase activity. The record is from RefSeq and is a predicted model, not a curated record. The transcript is spliced from 11 exons. The coding region runs from base 175 to 1401 and encodes 408 amino acids. Gene Ontology annotation, biological process: protein phosphorylation; regulation of glucose metabolic process.
GGCAACGGCGGGGCGCCGCGGAGAGCCGGUUGGCCGGGGCCUGAAGGGCCGCCAGGGCCGGGUAGAGGGAGGAGGCAGCCGAACCGCGUCGCUGGGCCGGGCUGGGCCGAGCCGAGCGCCAGCGAUACCUGUUCGGCAACCGGAGCCCGGGCCCGAGCUGCGGCCGCCGCCGCCAUGCGCUGGAUCCGCGCGCUGAUGAAGAAUGCAUCCCUGGCAGGGGCGCCCAAGUACAUCGAGCACUUCAGCAAGUUCUCCCCGUCCCCGCUGUCCAUGAAGCAGUUUCUGGACUUCGGGUCCAGCAAUGCCUGUGAGAAAACCUCCUUCACCUUCCUCAGGCAGGAGCUGCCUGUGCGCCUGGCUAAUAUCAUGAAGGAGAUUAACCUGCUUCCCGACCGAGUGCUGAGCACCCCCUCGGUGCAGCUGGUGCAGAGCUGGUACGUCCAGAGUCUCCUGGACAUCAUGGAGUUCCUGGACAAGGACCCUGAGGACCACCGAACCUUGAGCCAGUUCACCGAUGCCCUGAUCACCAUCCGGAACCGCCACAACGACGUGGUGCCCACCAUGGCGCAGGGCGUGCUGGAGUACAAGGACACCUACGGCGACGACCCCGUCUCCAACCAGAACAUCCAGUACUUCCUGGACCGCUUCUACCUCAGCCGCAUCUCCAUCCGCAUGCUCAUCAACCAGCACACCCUGAUAUUUGAUGGCAGCACCAAUCCAGCCCACCCCAAACACAUCGGCAGCAUCGAUCCCAACUGCAGCGUCUCCGAGGUGGUGAAAGAUGCCUACGACAUGGCCAAGCUCCUGUGUGACAAGUAUUACAUGGCCUCACCCGACCUGGAGAUCCAGGAGAUCAAUGCAGCAUCCAACUCCAAACAGCCAAUUCACAUGGUCUAUGUCCCCUCCCACCUCUACCACAUGCUGUUUGAACUCUUCAAGAAUGCCAUGCGAGCAACUGUGGAAAGCCAUGAAUCCAGCCUCAUUCUCCCACCUAUCAAGGUCAUGGUGGCCUUGGGUGAAGAAGAUCUGUCUAUCAAAAUGAGUGACCGAGGUGGGGGUGUCCCUUUGAGGAAGAUUGAGCGACUCUUCAGCUACAUGUACUCCACAGCACCCACCCCCCAGCCCGGCACUGGGGGGACCCCGUUGGCUGGCUUUGGGUACGGGCUCCCCAUUUCCCGCCUCUAUGCCAAGUACUUCCAGGGGGACCUGCAGCUCUUCUCCAUGGAGGGCUUUGGGACUGAUGCUGUCAUCUAUCUCAAGGCCCUGUCCACGGACUCAGUGGAGCGCCUGCCCGUCUACAACAAGUCAGCCUGGCGUCACUACCAGACCAUCCAGGAGGCCGGCGACUGGUGUGUGCCCAGCACAGAGCCCAAGAACACGUCCACAUACCGUGUCAGCUAGGGGCCACCGCCCUCAGCUGCACCUGAGGGGAUGGGCCGCUGUCUCUGGGCCUGGCCACCACGGUGACCCUCCCUAUCCCCCCAGGCUCUCCCUGAUGACCAGCUGUGUCUCUGUGGAAAUCACUGUGGUGACCAGGCUGUAGUGGCCCCUAAAGUGCCAACCUCUGUCUCCAUGGAGACCCCUAGGCAGUCUCCAUGGUGCCCAAGCUCUGUGGGUGAUGCCUGAGGACUGGGGGCUGUUUCCAUCCUGAUGGGGUGCCCCAGAGAUACAUUUCCAUGGCAGUCUUCCUCUCUGAGACCAGAACUGCCACUUUUCUGCCAGGGCUCCAGGCCCCCUUCACUGCCCUCUGCAGCCCUGGCCUCCCAGUGGACGCCCCUGCUUGCCUUAUUCCCCUGGCCCAUACAGGCACCUGGCCCUGCUCUGGUGUCAGUUAGCAAAGGGCCCGGCACCCUCCAGAUCUGGGGUAGUCGGCUGGGGAAGGGGUUGCACUGUUGGAUGCCUGGUCUGGGCCCUGGUCUUGGGCCCUCUGAGCUGGGAGGUCGUGGCUGGGAGAAGGGGGGCUUCCCUGAAAUGCCAGAAACCUGGGAGGACCCAGAGGUCCACCACCUAGCCAAGCUGCUGGAAGCCCCCCAGGUGGCCCCAGCAACGUUUCUGCCGCCUCCCCAGCCCUUCCCAGCAUGUCCUCACAUGCACUCGCCCACCUGCCCACCAUACACCCCCCCACGGUUCCACGUGAGCUCCAGACCCCAGCUGCCGUUGUGCCCAGACAUGUGCGUGCUGGGGCUGGCUUUCUCCCUGGAAUGCUCUAUGUACAUAGCUAGUUUUAUAGCCUGAAUCCCCCUUAGCACACAGGGGGUUAAAGCUGUGUGUUCUUCGCUGUGGCUGUGAUGGCAACAGUGACAUCCACAGUAAAGAGGAGAUCCGCUGA